Messenger RNA from Toxorhynchites rutilus septentrionalis, 3171 nucleotides. RefSeq lists its product as uncharacterized. The coding region runs from base 829 to 2529 and encodes 566 amino acids. The transcript is spliced from 9 exons. Lineage: Eukaryota; Metazoa; Arthropoda; Insecta; Diptera; Culicidae. The record is from RefSeq and is a predicted model, not a curated record. Gene Ontology annotation, molecular function: carbohydrate binding.
CGCCGUCGAGAACGCAUCGAGCGGAAACCCAGUCGUAGUCUAUAGAAGCCCCCCCCGGCUAUGAUCUAAAUCCUGGAUCAACGAAGAUUUUGUGAGCUUUUCCCCGAGUGUGGUGUCACCACGUCGAGUGAUAUACUUUGGCUCUAAAGUUCACAUCAGAAGUGGAGAGGAUUACGGAAGCGUUGUUAUUAUUUUCACUGUAUGUUUUGCUGUCCCUUUUUGCACGUUAUCUUGGUUUGAGCAGAGAAGUGAAAUUUUAUCCUCCAUUUCUGGUCGAAUAACAUCGGUGGCUUCGGUGGCUUGAAGCAGUGUCGCCGGUGUAGUCACAGUGAUUGAUGAGCUUUUGAUGUUCGAGAUACAUUAGGAAUGCAGCGUAGUGUUAUCGUGAGCUCCCGUGUGCGGUAACAAAUUGCGGUAAUGGAUCAUUUGCAGUUUGUGAAAUAUGUUGCCGCAUCUCGCGAGUGAGCAGCAUAUGCAGAGGAAGUGUAUCACAAUAAAAAAAUAAUAAAGCCAUUUUAAACGUGUCCCACGUACAAUGAAUCGUGAAACGGUGGAAAGUGAUUCAUAGCGCAAUGAAUAAUGAAAAUGUGAUCCUAAGUAGACCCGAUGAUUAUUUUCGAGUGGCACAUACGGAACCAGUAUUUCAAAUAUAUCAUUAACGAGAAUUAUCCUACCGUCGAACGUGUGUCCAACGUGGAAAUGAGUUAUUGGGAAAUUGUAAAGCUCGCAAGUGUGUGUGUGAAAAGGGAAUUUUGUCAUAACUGAUGGAUUAACAGCAGUGGUUAUGAUGGCCAUAUUUCUAAAAGGACUCAAUGCGUGACGAGCAAAAUGGAGCAAAGGAUUAUAGCAGGCAUUUUUGGAUUACUGAUUAUUAUACAGCAGAUAGCUGGAGAUGAUUUAGGUCUUCUAUCGAGCACAUUACGUGCAUUCCGGCAAAUGAGUUGCGAAGACCAGUUUUUGACUUUAUCCUGUCCCGAAGGAACCAGCGUAAGCGUGGAGCUUGUGCAGUAUGGAAAAAGAGAAGAAAAUUCCUCACUGCUAUGCUCCUUCACCGGCGGUACGGAUAGUCGGUAUUUCUCCGAAUCGACGACUUUGAUGGCGGACAUGCCUUUCGUCCUGGGGAAUAUGACAUUCUCCCUGGUGGAACCGAACAUCAACGAGACUGUUCUGCUCGACAAAGCGCGGAGCAAGUGUAUACAGAGCCAUAUAUUACAGUACUCCAUCCUGCAAAUUGUGGUAGAGGCCUGCCAGAAGAAACGCAAAUGUACAUUCCGAGCCACGCCAAAAGCGUUCGACAGCGCUCCGUGCCCUGGCAUCCACAAGAUGGUGGAAGUGAGCUACAAAUGUAGACCAUUCGAGUUUCGGAGUCUGAUUGCUUGCGAGAAGGAUGUGAUACGAUUGGUCUGUGGUCGUUAUACCCGUAUUGCCAUCUACAGUGCCAGCUUCGGCCACACGGCCUACGAAAGCUCGCACUGCUCGCAGACGGCAGGCUCCAAAGAAGAAACUUGCCUGUCAACCCACACGAGCCUCACUCUAACCGAAAUUUGCCAGGGAAGGCGCAAGUGUACAGUGGCGGUUGAAGGGUCCACCUUCGGGCAACCUUGUCCUGCCAACGUUCGGGUUUCGCUGAAAGUUGUUUACGCAUGUGUUUCGAGAAAUGUGUUCAGAGAUCGUUACAUUACCCCGCUAGAGGAUGAUGAAUUAGACCAACAAUUUGAGCUCAACGAACUGUAUGAUGAUGAAUACACUCCCGCCCCCAAUCAGGUGGACGACUCUUCCAGUGACCAGAUGAGCCAUAAAUUCUCAGAUGAGCUCGAGGCAACCGUGAAGGCUGAAAAUAUUCUCACUCAAAGCAAGAACGCCAAUGUCGAUUCCCAGUCCGAUAAUCGUCUGCUAGUGAUCGUCGUGGUAAUUGUAUUCUUCGGAUGCUGCCUAUCCAUCGGGGCAUUAGUGGCUUACAAAAUAAGAUUACUAUCAUCAACGGACAAUGUGUGCAUCAAGCAUUCGGAAUCGAGUGAUCCGCAGUCCAAUACGAACAGCAACGGACCGAAUGAUGACUUUGAUUUGGUGGAAUGCGUAGCGGAAACUAUUCCCGUAGCGGUUAAAAUGAAGCAAACAAACUUCGAGCAUCCAUCAACAUCCGCCACCAUCCUGCCGACGUUCAAAGUUUUCAAUCCUCCUGAUGCUGUGCCCCAGAUAUCAACCACAAUGUUCAUCCUGCCAAAUUAUAUCGUUAACGGAGCCAAUUUGCAGAGCAAUAAAAACGUUCAGCCAACUCAAACGGCCACUGAAAACUUGAGUCUGGCUAUGACAGAUGUCUCAUCUAGCACUGACCCGUUCCCACAUGGGCCUAACCCUUGUGUUAAAUGUUACCUUCUGGGAUGGCAUGCCACGGGCAUCGGACCGGCCGCGCUGGAGCAGAAGCCAAUUCCUCACCACAAUCAAUCAUUUAAAACGCCAGAAGCUGAAAGUAAAAUCUGCCAACACGAUCCUUUUUUAUGGCUGGGCUUGAAAAUCGGGGUGAUGUAAACUUGUAGGGUAAAGUUGUCAAGAGCAAUCUGAACAUGUAAUCAGUGUUUCCUUCCGGUACAGAGCUACAACUUAUUUCAAUUUCACCAUCUCCAUCAUCACUUCACAAAUACACUUGACUCAAAGUAAUCGUCUUGGCAGCUUUACCCGUUGACAAUUGCCUGCGAGGGGGCGGCAAAGUCAUCAAAGUUCGUUUUCUUCACAUCACAUCGAAAGUGCGUGCGAUAGUCGCAUUCGAAAGCGCGAUCCACCCACACACACACACAUACAUGUAUCUAUGGCAAAUCUAUGCUACGCAAUUUUGUGCCAUCACCACCGAAAAGGAUAAGAGAUAAGAACGAAAGUAUUUAGGUAUAUCGAUUACAAUCAUCACGCUCUAUCAUAUAGAGCAGCAACUUCAUAUUACAUCAAAGAAUGUCACUUUACCUGGAGAAAAUUAGAUAUCGUUUCAGCCUUUUUACGUUACUCAGUUAAUUUAAUCGAUAUUUGAUUUCAUCUGUGUGCUGAAACAUGAAGCCAAACACAAACCUGUUAGCGUAAGAUGAGUGUAAAUAUUUUACGCAGUUGUCUGACACAGAUAAAACUAUACUAAAACGUGUACUUUUGUUGAUAUGGUUAAAUACAUUUUUCUAAGUAAAAUAA